GCGGGCUGAGCGGCUCGAGGGAUCGCCCCCCCUCCUGCCCCUGCCUUCACUGGUCCCCUUCCCGGGCUCCCAUGGCACGCCCCCAGCCACCCCAGGCAACCCCCACAGUCCGCGUCGCCAGUCCGGGUCUGUUCCUUCGCGGGCCGCUUGGCAUCUCGCGCUGUCCUCGGCUGCUGCCGUCCCCCCCACCCCCUUCUCCGCCCUCAUCUGCUCCUCCUCUUCGGCUGGCCGCUCGGUGUCCGUAAGCUCCCCACGGAGGCCCUCCUAGCAGCCCCUUGCCCUGAGCUGUUCCGUCUUCCUGCUGGCCCUCCCUCUUCCCACACUUAACCCUCCUGGUCGCACUAGUCGCACGUCCAGCGGGAGACCUUUAGGGACAACCCUGCCUGCCCUUAUGGUGCUUGCCCAGGGCUGAGGCUACCCGGCUCCUUCCCAUCCUUUGGGGGCAGCCUUUACUCCCAGGGCUGUCUGGCUCGCCUAGACCAUUAAGGGUGCGGAGUUCUUGAGGCACUGCGAUUCUGCAGCUUGUGGCCAUGGCCUUGGUUUCUUGGGGCUCCUGGCUGGGGCCUCUCUGCUGUAGCCACGUCCCCUGUUGGGGACUCGAGCCUGUUUUCCUCUCUGCAGCCUCUUAUAACCGCAGAGGUGUCCAUCAAGCCUGCAGGGUCCGCCGCCUGUGAUGAAAGUCGGGGAAACCACUGCCAUGGCUUCCCCACUGCCCCAGGAGAUGGGGGAGGAGCUGGCGCCUCUUGGCUCUGAGCCAGGUGACCCUCGGGCUAAACCACCUGUCAAGCCCAAGCCCCGAACCUUGCCCAGUAAGCCAGCUCUGCCCGCCAAACCCAGCCUCCUGGUUCCUGUUGGGCCUCGGCCUCCUCGGGGUCCCCUGGCCGAGCUGCCUUCUGCCCGGAAGAUGAACAUGCUGGCAGGACCCCAGCCCUAUGGUGUUAGCAAGCGUCCCCUCCCGUUCGCACCAAGGCCUGCAGCUGAGGCACCUGCCCUAGAAGUUACCCAGGAAUUCGGGAAAGAGGAUGCUGGGAAAGAAGACUUACCCCCCUUAACACCCCCGGCUCGGUGUGCUGCACUGGCCGGUGUGCGGAAGGCCCCUGCCCCCUUCCGUCCCUCCUCUGAGCGAUUCGCCACCAGUACAGUAGAAGAGAUCUUAGCCAAGAUGGAGCAGCCUCGGAAGGAGAUCCCUGCUAGCCCUGACCGCCUCUGGGGCUCCCGCCUCACUUUUAACCACGAUGGAAGCUCUCGAUAUGGCCCCAGGACCUAUGGUACCCCUGGACCCAGAGAGGAUGAUAAGACCACUGGCAAAGGACAGUCCCAAGAGGGGACAACGAAGUCUCCAGCGGAGUCCCAGGAAGAACGGAGCAAGACUCCUGAGGAGAGGAGCAUCACUUCUAGCCCGGCAGUGAACGGGGACCUGGCUAAGCCAACCAGCUCUGAGCCACCUACUGAUGUUCCCAAGACCUGUACCACCCCCACUUCAGACCCCAUUUCAGAGCACGGAGGCUGUACCAGCACCGUCCUCCCUGCUGACGCCUCCGUCCCGGCCUCUGUCCCAGCCUCCGAGUCUCCCCGGCUUUCAAGCCACCAGAGCUCUCCCCACCAUUCUCAAUUUUCAGAACCCCCGAGUCUUGCAGCUUCUGAGGCUGCCGUUUGCCCCCAUGUGACUCCAGCAUCCUCCAGUGAAACCUUGCCCGAUGAGCAUCCCCGCCAUUCCCCCAGCUCAGAGCUGCCUACUGAGGCAGCCCCAGCAACCCUCAGACCCAGUAGCUCUCCUGUGGAGGCAGUCUCAGGACACCCCAGCCCAGAGCAGCCCCCAGCUGAGGGGGCUGAGCUGCCAGACCUUACACGAACGUUCCCAUGUGGGGAGGAGGCAGUAGCCAGGAGUCGCACAGAGCCCUGUCCCAGCAGCCUGGCUCAGCGCCGAUUCUCAGAAGGGGUGCUUCGGCCACCUAACCGGGACCAAGAGAAGCUGGGGGGCUCGCUGGUUGCCCUGCCGCAAGACCAGGGGAGCCAGUCAGCCUUAGAUCGUCCCUUUGGAAGUGGCACGGAGUCUAACUGGAGCUUGUCACGGUCAUUUGAGUGGACCUUCCCCACGAAGCCCUCAGGUCUGGGUGUGUGGCGGCUGGAUUCCCCACCCCCAUCUCCCAUUACCGAAGCCAGCGAAGCCGCAGAGGCCGCUGAAGCCGGCAGUUGGCCUGUCUCUGCCAGGGAAGAAGGAGUGUCCCAGCUGGGACCAGGAGCCCCGUCGUCUCCAGAGAGUCCAGGGAGACCUAUUUCUGGGGUUCAGGGAAGUGAUCCAGGUGUCUUCCUACCCCAGAGAGAUGAUGUAGAGAGUCAGCCUUCGUCCCCAGCUGUUCUUUCCUCUACAGUUGAGGGCCCAGCUGGAACACCCUUACUGCAGGCCGAGGAGAGCUAUGAGGACCAGGAGUCACUGGCAGGGCGGGAGUCUCCCAUCGCUUUGGCCACCAGGGAAGCAGCCCUGCCUGUUCUUGAGCCAGUCCUGGGACAGCAGCAGCCGACACCCCCUGACCAACCCUGCAUCCUCUUUGUACCUGAUGUACCUGAUCAUGAGCAGGCACUGCCUUCGGAGGAGGAGGUGGUGACCCUAGGCUGGGCAGAGACCAUCCAACCCAGGACGGAGGCUCAGGACCCAUGUAGGGUGUCCCCAGAACCGACAGGCCCCGAAAGCAGUUCUCGCUGGCUGGAUGAUCUCCUGGCGUCACCACCGCCCAACUCCGGCAGUGCCAGGCGGGCAGCUGGAUCUGAGCUAAAGGAUAUUCAGUCACCAAGCACCUGCUCGGAGGGCCUCCUUGGCUGGGCCCAGAAAGACCUGCAGAGUGAAUUCGGGGUUGCAGCCGACCCACACCCCAGCAGUUUUGGCCCUGCUAGCUGGUCUCAGGAUGCUUCUCAGAACUACAGCCUAGGAGCCCGGAGCCCUGGUGGAGACUCAGGCCUGGGGAAUAGAGACUGGAGCAGCGAGUGUGGGCAAGGGUCCGGGCAGGGGGGCACCAGGGAGUGGGCCAGUAGAUGCAGCCUUGGCCAAGAGGUGAUAGGAGCCAGUGGCGGCCAGGAUGAGAGUGAAGUGUCUGUCCAUGAAUGGGCAGUGGGAAAGCCAGCCCAGCUUAGCAAUCAGGGCCCAGAGUCUGAUGCACAGGAAUGGGAGUUCAGGAAGAAGGACUCACAGAGCACUUACUCCAGCCGUGACAAAGAGCUGCAGGACCAGGAGUUCGGGAAGAGAGAUUCCUUGGGAUCCUUCAGCGCCCGAGAUGUGAGCCUUCAAGACUGGGAGUUUGGGAAGAGGGAUGCAGAUGAGAAGCGUCAAGAACUGGGGAUGAAGGACCUCUCCGGCGGCUACAGCAGCCACGAUGCUGAGAAGCAGGACCGGGAGUUUGAGAAGCGAGAUUCUGUACUUGACAUCCGUGGCAGCGCGGCCACAGCCCAGCAAGACCAGGAGUUCGGGAAGAGUUCUUGGCUGCAGGAUUACAGUGGCGGCUCAAGGGCCCUCAGCUUACAGGACAGAGGAUUCGGGGCACGCACCCUGAGCUCCGGGUUCAGCCCCGAGGAAGCUCAGCAGCAGGAUGAGGAGUUUGAGAAGAAGACCCCAAGUGGCGAAGACAGGUUCCACGUGGCCAGCAGGGACACGGGCCACCUGGAGGGAGGAGAAUCUGGGGACCUGCUGAGCCCUAGCACACCGAAGUUGCAAGAUGGAGCCAUCAGGCAGAAAGACCAGGGCAACUGGCAAGAUGGUGGUUCCAGCCAGGAGAUCACAGGGCUGCAGGGGAGAAUUCAGGCAGGAGGAAGUCAGAGCCCUGGCAAUGUGGACUCAGAAGACAAAGAGAGAGGGCAGCGAGGCUGGGCUGGGGAGUUUGGCCUUGGUGUUGCAGGCCAGUCGGAGGCAGCAUUUAGUCCCGGGCAUCAGGAUUGGAGCAGGGACUUGUGCAUGGAGGCUCCUGGGAGCAGCUAUAAGUUUGGCAUCAUUGGCGAUGACAGAGUGAGUGGAGCUGGCCUCAGCCCUUCCGAGAAGAUGGGAGGUGGCCACUUUGUGCCUCCUGGAGAGACAAAGGCCGCGGGGGCCCUGGACUGGACUGACCAGCUAGGUCUCAGGAACUUGGAGGUGUCUAGCUGUGUGAGCUCCGGGCGCCCAAGCGAGGCUGGAGAGAAUGUUGUGGGACAGAUGGGCUGGUCGGCCAGCCUGGGCUUGAACAAUGGGGAUCUGACCCGUCAUUUGGGCACUGGAGGUUCUGAAGAGCCCAGGGGAAUGGGGGUUGAGGAGAAGGACUGGACUUCUGACAGUGAGGUGAGGAGCAGGGACUUGUCAGGACAGGGAGAGAGAGGACGGCACAGCCAGGCCAGAGAGAGUGGUGUGGGGCAGCCCGACUGGUCAGGUGUGGAGGCUGGAGAGUUCCUUAAGUCAAGAGAGCGAGGAGUUGGACAGGCAGAUUGGACACCUGAUCUCGGAUUGAGAAACAUGGCCCCGGGGGCAGGCUGCAGCCCUGGAGAGCCCAGGGAACUUGGAGUGGGUCAGGUAGACUGGAGUGACAACCUAGGUCUCAGGAAUUUGGAGGUGUCCUGUGACCUAGAGUCGGGAGGUUCUCGGGGCUGUGGAGUUGGCCAAAUGGACUGGACCCAGGACUUGGGACUCCGGAACCUCAAUCUCUGUGGGGCCCCAAGUGAAGUUAGGGAGUGUGGGGUGGGGAGAGUGGGCCCUGGCCUAGAGCUAGGUCCUAAGAAUAGUGGCAGUUUGUCCCCUGGUUUGGAGAAUGAAGACCCCUUGGAGACCAGGGAGCUGGGGGUCGGAGAAACAAGUGGUCCAGACACGCAGGGUGAAGGCAGCUCAUCACCUUCCUUGGAGACCCAUCCUGAAGACACUGGAAUGGAUACAGGAGAAGCCCCAGGCUUAGCCAGCCCCAGCAGGUGCCUCGCUCGCUCCCCACCUUCUGGCUCCCAGAGCCUUUCGGAGGAGAUGAUGACAGCCAGCUCCUCAAAGGCAGCUGCUCAGAGGGAGUCAGCCGCUUCAGGCCCCAGGGUUCUGCUGGAGGAAGGAGGAGCCGUGGCAGGUGCUGGCCAAGGGGAGCCUGAAGAGUCUAGCAGAGACCCUUUGCCUCCCUCGAGGCCUCAGCCUGAUGGCGAAGCCAGCCAGGUGCAAGAAGUGGACGGCACCUGGAACCUUACAGGGGGGGCGAGGCAAGAUGAGCAGGGGUCAGCCCUGCCCCCCCGGCGGCCUCCCAGAGGACCUCUGCCUAGCUGCCCCAGUGAGGACUUCUCCUUCAUAGAGGACACUGAGAUCCUUGACAGUGCCAUGUAUCGGAGUCGUGCCAAUCUAGGGCGUAAGCGGGGACACCGGGCCCCAGCCAUACGGCCUGGGGGUACCCUGGGCCUGUCAGAGACAGCAGACUCGGAUGCUCGGUUGUUCCAAGAUUCAACAGAGCCAAGGGCUUCCCGGGUGCCAUCUUCAGAUGAGGAGGUAGUGGAGGAGCCUCAGAGCCGCCGGACACGCAUGUCCUUGGGUACCAAAGGGCUGAAAGUUAACCUCUUUCCUGGCCUGAGCCCAUCAGCCUUGAAGGCUAAGCUGCGCUCUCGGAACCGCUCAGCCGAGGAGGGGGAGGCGACAGAGAGCAAAUCAAGCCAGAAGGAGUCCUCCGUCCAGCGAUCGAAGUCCUGCAAGGUCCCAGGGCUAGGGAAGCCCCUCACAUUGCCCCCCAAGCCAGAAAAAUCCUCAGGGUCAGAAGGAUCAUCACCCAACUGGCUACAAGCCCUGAAGCUAAAGAAGAAAAAGAUCUGAUCGAGGGCCAAGGUCUUUCCAUCUGGCAGUCUCAGGCAGUGCCAUUCCUGUGGGGUCCCCAAGUGAGGAGACAGCUGGAGCCCCACUAAGGCUCAGACUGCAGCCCCCCUCCCCUCCCCUUCUGAGGAGAGUCUGGGAGGCACAUUUAUGCACUUUGUAUCACCGUCCCAACUUCUUCCAGCCCGGAUUCUCUGACCUUCCCUCUCUUCCCUUUACCCUCUUCGCUUCCUUCUUCAGCUCCCCUUGGGUUUUCUUUUGAUACCAAUUUAUAGCAUUUUUUAUAAAAGCCUUUGAUUUUUGUAAUGGGUGGGCCCCACCUCAAGCCCCACCCCAAGCCCCAUCCUACCCUUCCCGCCAGAUGCCCCACGGAGACCAAUGACAUUUUACCACUUGAAACAAUGAAUAAAGUUUUUUGGGAAUUGG
This is a messenger RNA of Microtus ochrogaster (prairie vole), 6208 nucleotides long. RefSeq names its product CCR4-NOT transcription complex subunit 12 (gene Cnot12). Gene Ontology annotation, cellular component: heterochromatin; nucleus. Gene Ontology annotation, biological process: cellular response to ionizing radiation; double-strand break repair. Lineage: Eukaryota; Metazoa; Chordata; Mammalia; Rodentia; Cricetidae. The record is from RefSeq and is a predicted model, not a curated record.